GGCGGGUCAGCGCGCCGGCGCAGUGCUGCGGUCACAGGCUGAGUGCUGCGGCGCGAUCCUCGCUUCCCUGAGUGUUGGCCCGGGAGGAAAGAAGAUGGUGCUGGAUCUGGAUUUGUUUCGGGUGGAUAAAGGAGGGGACCCAGCCCUCAUCCGAGAGACGCAGGAGAAGCGCUUCAAGGACCCGGGACUAGUGGACCAGCUGGUGAAGGCAGACAGCGAGUGGCGACGAUGUAGAUUUCGGGCAGACAACUUGAACAAGCUGAAGAACCUAUGCAGCAAGACAAUCGGAGAGAAAAUGAAGAAAAAAGAGCCAGUGGAAGAUGAUGAGUCUGUCCCAGAGAAUGUGUUGAAUUUCGAUGACCUUACUGCAGAUGCUUUAGCUAACCUGAAAGUCUCACAAAUCAAAAAAGUCCGACUCCUCAUUGACGAAGCCAUCCUGAAGUGUGACGCGGAGCGGAUAAAGCUGGAAGCAGAGCGAUUUGAGAACCUUCGAGAGAUUGGGAACCUUCUGCACCCUUCUGUGCCCAUCAGUAACGAUGAGGAUGCGGACAACAAAGUAGAGAGGAUUUGGGGGGAUUGUACGGUCAGGAAGAAGUACUCUCAUGUGGACCUGGUGGUGAUGGUAGAUGGCUUUGAAGGCGAAAAGGGGGCCGUGGUGGCUGGGAGUCGAGGGUACUUCUUGAAGGGAGUCCUGGUGUUCCUGGAACAGGCUCUCAUCCAGUAUGCCCUUCGCACCUUGGGAAGUCGGGGCUACACUCCCAUUUAUACCCCCUUUUUCAUGAGGAAGGAGGUCAUGCAGGAGGUGGCACAGCUCAGCCAGUUUGAUGAAGAACUUUAUAAGGUGAUUGGCAAAGGCAGUGAAAAGUCUGAUGACAACUCCUAUGAUGAGAAGUACCUGAUUGCCACCUCAGAGCAGCCCAUCGCUGCCCUGCACCGGGAUGAGUGGCUCCGGCCGGAGGACCUGCCCAUCAAGUAUGCUGGCCUGUCUACCUGCUUCCGUCAGGAGGUGGGCUCCCAUGGCCGUGACACCCGUGGCAUCUUCCGAGUCCAUCAGUUUGAGAAGAUUGAACAGUUUGUGUACUCGUCACCGCAUGACAACAAGUCGUGGGAGAUGUUUGAAGAGAUGAUUACCACCGCAGAGGAGUUCUACCAGUCCCUGGGCAUUCCUUACCACAUCGUGAAUAUUGUCUCAGGUUCUUUGAAUCAUGCUGCCAGUAAGAAGCUUGACCUGGAGGCCUGGUUUCCGGGCUCAGGAGCCUUCCGUGAGUUGGUCUCCUGUUCUAAUUGCACGGAUUACCAGGCUCGCCGGCUUCGAAUCCGAUAUGGGCAAACCAAGAAGAUGAUGGACAAGAGAAAGAAUAAUCUCCAUUUAUCUACACAGAACAAGUUGGAGGCUUCCCUCUUCUCACCCAAGAAGGUGGAGUUUGUCCAUAUGCUCAAUGCUACCAUGUGCGCCACUACCCGUACCAUCUGCGCCAUCCUGGAGAACUACCAGACAGAGAAGGGCAUCACUGUGCCUGAGAAAUUGAAGGAGUUCAUGCCGCCAGGACUGCAAGAACUGAUCCCCUUUGUGAAGCCUGCACCCAUUGACCAGGAGCCAUCCAAGAAGCAGAAGAAGCAACAUGAGGGCAGCAAAAAGAAAGCGGCAGCAAGAGACGUCCCCCUAGAAAGCAGGCUGCAGAACAUGGAGGUCACCGAUGCCUGAACAUUCCUGCGUCCCUGUUUGCUUUCAUUUCUGUCCGCUGAGAUCUCAGAGCCUGCCCAACAGCAGGGAAGCCAAGCACCCAUUCAUCGCCCUGCCCCCAUCUGACUGUGUAGCUGAGAGGGGAGCAGUGCCGUGUACCACACAGAUGUUCCUGUCUCCUUGCAUGGGCAUAGGAACCCAUCACUGAUGACUGAUGAAACCAUGCAAUAAAGCAUCUCUGGGGAGGGCUUAGGACUCUUCCUCAGUCUUCUUCCUGGGGCUUGAACCCCACCUCUGACGGUUCUCCCUGAUACACACUUCUGCUUUUCCUUCCAAAUUAGGCUGUCCCUCCAGUUAGCAAGUCACAGAGCCUUUGAACAGGUAGGUGAAGGGAGGGGUACACUUAGAAAAGGCUCAAGGGGCAGGUGGAAAAUGGAGUCUGAAUCACACAAGCUUGCAGGGCAAGGGCCAGGAUCUUCCUUUACAAAUAUGUUCCUGCUUGAAAUCAUUGAGGUAGGACUGGCUUAGAGCUAGAACUGUUUUAAACGCCUCUUAGCACUUCUGAUCCCUACAAAGGACGCUGGAAAGGGAGAGGCUGUAUUUAAUCCAGAAGACCCCCUAGCUUCUACCCCUAGCACAGGUUGGGGACUUAUUAACAGCAGUUUCUCUUGUUACAGCCACCCCUACAUGGGGAGACCAACUGCAUACCAUCUUGCUGCUGCACCUCCAAAGGACUGAGAUAGCCAGCAGGGCAGACGAGAGGAGAAAAAUGUUGUAGUCCCUUUGUGGAGCUCCCACUGUUGCCCUAAUAGCCAGUUCCUUUCGCAGGG
Messenger RNA from Rhinopithecus roxellana (golden snub-nosed monkey), 2514 nucleotides. RefSeq names its product seryl-tRNA synthetase 1 (gene SARS1). The transcript has 12 exons. Gene Ontology annotation, biological process: seryl-tRNA aminoacylation. Lineage: Eukaryota; Metazoa; Chordata; Mammalia; Primates; Cercopithecidae. The record is from RefSeq and is a predicted model, not a curated record. Gene Ontology annotation, cellular component: cytosol. Gene Ontology annotation, molecular function: ATP binding; serine-tRNA ligase activity; tRNA binding. Bases 95 to 1705 code for a protein of 536 amino acids.